This is a messenger RNA of Racocetra persica, 401 nucleotides long. The record is from the annotation of a GenBank genome assembly. NCBI's taxonomy places the organism in Eukaryota, Fungi, Glomeromycota, Glomeromycetes, Diversisporales, Gigasporaceae.
UAUCGUUCAAGAAUUAGAAAAAAUUAUAGGACUGGUGAAAAAAUAAAACCAAUAGAAGAAAUUGAGAUUGCUGGUGCUGCUAAAUAUCCAAUAACAAUGAAACAAAAACUCAUCCAUGAAUUUGAUUCGGAAUUUCUAGAGUUGUCAUCAUUAAGUGAUAUUCUUACCUAUGAAAACUUUCCGUAUUGUGAUGCAAUCUUGACAAAUCCUCCGAUUAAUCCUCGUGAAACCUCCAAUCAAGAUGAGAUUGAUGGUUACAUAAUUUCCAAAGGUUCGAUAGUAGUUGCAUGUACUGAUGCAAUCCAUUUACAUAAAGAUUAUUGGGAAAACCCUAAUGAUUUAUCCCAGAAAGAUUCUUAUCUAAAGAAGAUUAUCCAUUAUCAGCGUCUAAUUAAAAUUAA